AUGUUAGAAAACGCAAGUGUACUUAUGAAUAGAAUAGGUGUGGUAAUCGAAUACCUUUACACGAAACCUUGUCCUUUUAACAACCGUAUAGUUUCGACGAUCAAACGAGGCGGCACUUUUCGUAGAGAUUUUAAAACAUUGAC
Dentiscutata erythropus is the source of this 143-nucleotide messenger RNA. NCBI's taxonomy places the organism in Eukaryota, Fungi, Glomeromycota, Glomeromycetes, Diversisporales, Gigasporaceae. The record is from the annotation of a GenBank genome assembly.